ACCUAUACACACACAGUCUCUCUUGCACUCACACACCUAAAGAGAAAGAGAAGGGGACAAAAGGGUUCAGCUUUUAGACGCCCAAAGUGAGAUCUUUUAAACACCCACCGCAUCAACAUAGGAGGAAAAGAAAAGAGAAGAAAAGAAACUAUUCAUGGGUUUCCCAUAUUUCUGAUCUUAUAUCUCUCUUCUUCUUCUCCGGCUGAAAUUCACAGUUGCCGCUUACAACGACGUCGUGUUAGGUCGGUGAAGAAAAACACAGAGAUGUUGGAUUAUGAAUGGGGCAAUCCUUCGACAAUAAUGCUCACCGGAAACGAAGAAGAUGCAGCUGUAGCGGCGGCGGCCGACUCCGAACAAACGCGACGGCAAAUCUUCGACCACUAUAAUUCUCACCCUUUCUUGCCAGACCACCUUAUUUCUCAUUCUCCACCGGGACCCACACCGACCACCACCUCGGAUUUCUCUCUUGUACAACACCAACAACAAUUUCACGCGCAAUCUCAUCACCACAUCAUCCACCACCACCACCACCCACAUUCUCUCUUUGACACACGCGCCUUCCCCGUCGCGUCGCCGUCGCAUUUUCCUCCACCGCAGACACAACCUCCACCACUUGCACAGUCACCUCAUUCCAUGUUCUCCCUUGACCCGCUUCCUCCGGUCAACGCCGGUAACUGCGGACCUGGUGGUGGGCUUCUGGCUGUGCCCAAGUCCGAGGAUGUGGGUCGGCCCAUGGACUUUCCGGCGUCUCGAAUUGGACUCGACCUGGGCGGCCGAACGUACUUCUCCAGCUCCGAAGACGACUUCGUGAGCCGCCUUUACCGCCGGUCCAGGCCGUCGGAGCCAGGCUCGACUAUGUCGUUGAACAACAACUCACCGAGAUGCCAAGCCGAGGGAUGUAAUGCCGAUCUUUCCCAUGCGAAGCACUACCACCGCCGACACAAGGUCUGCGAGUUUCACUCCAAGGCUGCCACAGUCAUCACCGCCGGGUUGACUCAGCGAUUCUGCCAGCAAUGUAGCAGGUUUCAUCUGCUUUCGGAGUUCGAUAACGGAAAACGAAGCUGCAGGAAAAGAUUGGCAGAUCAUAAUCGCCGCAGAAGAAAAACUCAACAACUACCUCAAGAAACCCAGAAAUCUCACCCCGAAAAGGCUCGCAAUUCUGUAGCAAAAGGGUCGCCACCAGAUUCUGGAAUCCAGUCAUCGUCGUCGGUGACGGUGGCAGCGUCCCCGCCGGAUUAUUUCCAGCAAAAGCCAUAUCAAAACACAACAAGCUCUUCCACAACAUCAAGGACACUGUUUUUCUCGAGUGGAUAAUAAAGUGCAUGGGAUAUAACUAGCUAUGAACUUGCUUGCAUGCAUGUGCCACCUGGUUUGGAAUCAAAAUACUUGUGAAUUUCUACUUGUAACUUUCUUCCGAAACUUGACUCUCAAGUUAUAGUAAAUAACUGGUGUUAUAAGAAGAUUGAGUUAAAGCAUUACCACGUUUAAUUUCUUGUACAUUAAUUUCCUUGGUGUUUCAAAUGAUGACUUGCUGGGCACUAGCUGCGUCUAGCGAUAUAGCAUAUGUCUACUUUGUUCUUUUCA
Messenger RNA from Prosopis cineraria, 1584 nucleotides. RefSeq names its product squamosa promoter-binding-like protein 8. The coding region runs from base 265 to 1314 and encodes 349 amino acids. Gene Ontology annotation, molecular function: DNA binding. Gene Ontology annotation, cellular component: nucleus. The transcript has 4 exons. Lineage: Eukaryota; Viridiplantae; Streptophyta; Magnoliopsida; Fabales; Fabaceae. The record is from RefSeq and is a predicted model, not a curated record.